GGGCGCGCAAGGGGCAACCCGAAAAGGAAGCAAACCCGCUUCUCUUCCACACGUGACGUUCCGGGGCGGGUCUCUCCCGACCGUUUGUUCCGGGGGCGGAUUUAAGGCGGGCGGGGUGCUGCCGAGCUGCUUUCUGUUUCGCUCCGGGUUGCUGCGCUGAUUCUGGGCCGGACGUCCUGUGCGCAGAGAUGGCGCGCCUGGCACGCUGCUCGCUCCCCUUGGCCGGCCUCUUGUUUCUCUUGCUCCGGCCAUGCGUGGCUGAUACGCCGGCCAACUGCACCUUCGAAGACCUGGAGGGCACCUGGGUCUUCCAGGUGGGCAGGGGCCAAGGCGCCCCCGGCAAUCAGAUCGACUGCUCGCAAGUGGGGCCUAUCGAGAGAAAAAUAGUGGUUCGCCUCCAGAGGCUUGAUGUGGCUGAGGAUGAUGAGGGGAACAGUGGCUUUUUCACGAUAAUUUACAACCAGGGCUUCGAGGUCGUGUUGAACAGCUACAAGUGGUUUGCGUUUUUUAAGUAUGAAACAAGUAAGGGGCAAGUAACCUCUUACUGCAAUGAGACGAUGCCGGGAUGGGUGCAUGAUGUCUUGGGUCACAACUGGGCGUGUUUCAUCGGCCAGAAGGUUUCCCCUCCAGCCUCUAGUGUUCAUGUAGAUCUGCUGCCUGUUUGGACAACCUAUGGAAGAUAUCUGAAACGGCCCUAUGUCCCCAGUAUUGACUUUGUGAAGGCGAUCAAUGCUGUUCAGAAAUCCUGGACUGCCACAACCUACCAAGAACAUGGACUGCUCACCUUGGAAGAAUUCUAUAAGAGAGCCGGAGGGUUGAAGUCCAGAAUACCAAAUAGGCCGAAGACUGCCCCGUUGACCUCUGAAGUGACCAAGGCAGCCUCCUCCCUGCCCACCUCUUGGGACUGGAGAAAUGUGAAUGGUGUGAAUUACGUCAGUCCUGUACGAAACCAAGGGUCCUGCGGAAGCUGCUACGCCUUCGCUACCAUGGGCAUGAUGGAAGCACGGAUCCGUGUCCUCUCCAACAAUACCCAGACUCCGGUUCUGAGUCCCCAGCAAAUUGUCUCCUGUGCGGAGUACGCGCAAGGUUGUGAGGGAGGAUUCCCCUACCUCAUCGGGAAAUACGCUCAAGAUUUCGGCGUGGUCGAGGAGGCGUGCUUGCCUUACACCGGCACUUCCUCUCCCUGCUCUCUGAAGAAGAACUGUUACCACUACUACACGGCUGACUACCACUAUGUUGGAGGGUUUUACGGCGGAUGCAACGAAGCACUGAUGAAGCUUGAACUUGUUAAAAACGGGCCAAUGGCCGUCAGCUUCCAGGUGUAUCCGGACUUCUCAGCUUACCGUGGGGGGAUCUACCACCACACGGGGCUGAUGGAUCCUUUCAACCCCUUCGAAGAGACCAAUCACGCUGUCCUGCUUGUGGGGUACGGCAGCGACCCCCGUACUGGCGAGCCGUAUUGGAUCGUGAAGAACAGCUGGGGUACCUCCUGGGGGGAGGACGGCUACUUCCGGAUCCGCAGAGGCUCCGACGAAUGCGCCAUAGAGAGCAUCGCUGUGGCGGCUUCUCCUAUAACC
Molecule: messenger RNA, 1577 nt
Organism: Gekko japonicus
Lineage: Eukaryota; Metazoa; Chordata; Lepidosauria; Squamata; Gekkonidae
Gene: CTSC
Product: cathepsin C
Exons: 7
Cellular component (GO): lysosome
Molecular function (GO): cysteine-type endopeptidase activity
Source: RefSeq, a predicted model, not a curated record